AUGGCCCCGACCGAGUUCUCGCUCCGCCUGCAACACGGGAUCACCGGAGGCUUCGCUCCUCCCACCCCGAGCGCGAUCUACACGAUCACCGGAACACCCUCGCAGCCCAGCUGGAAUACCACCGCCGCCGUGCGUCCCGACGGGACGCCCUCCCUGGGCGAUGAGGAGCGCAAGGCGUUGUCAGCCACCGACACAGGGGCGACGACGCUCGUCGGCGAGCUGCACGAUAUCCUCAAAUCGAUCCCGACGGAGCAGCCACCGGGGAGCGAGGACAUUUACGGGCUGGACACGAGCAUCGCGUUCGGGAGCGACGACCUUAUGUGGAUGAAUGGCGGGCCCGCGGGAUGCGGGACUGGGACGAGCACGGUGCAGGCGACAGCGGAGGACAAAGCGAAGUUCAAGAGGGCGGUAAAGAUCGUGCAGGAGCUGAUCACGAAGGCAUCGUGA
Messenger RNA from Fomitopsis serialis, 447 nucleotides. RefSeq lists its product as uncharacterized. NCBI's taxonomy places the organism in Eukaryota, Fungi, Basidiomycota, Agaricomycetes, Polyporales, Fomitopsidaceae. The transcript has 2 exons. The coding region runs from base 1 to 447 and encodes 148 amino acids. The record is from RefSeq and is a predicted model, not a curated record.